Molecule: messenger RNA, 2316 nt
Organism: Myzus persicae (green peach aphid)
Lineage: Eukaryota; Metazoa; Arthropoda; Insecta; Hemiptera; Aphididae
Gene: Alg11
Product: GDP-Man:Man(3)GlcNAc(2)-PP-Dol alpha-1,2-mannosyltransferase
Exons: 2
Coding region: 163-1563 (466 amino acids)
Biological process (GO): protein N-linked glycosylation
Cellular component (GO): endoplasmic reticulum membrane
Molecular function (GO): GDP-Man:Man(3)GlcNAc(2)-PP-Dol alpha-1,2-mannosyltransferase activity
Source: RefSeq, a predicted model, not a curated record
AUUGUAUAGUUGUGUCUUGUACUCUUGUGUCAUACUAUCAUAAUCAUGACGUAUAAUAUCGUAUAUUUUUAUUUUGUUCAAAUAUGUUGAAAAAGUAUAAAAACAUAGUAUAUACCAUGAUGUGAAUAUUUUAAAGAAAAUUAAUUAUUAACUUUUUAAAAUAUGUAUUUCCAACUUUUACUGUACUUCAUAUUUUCAUUAGUUGCAGUAUUCAUUGUAUUGUUCGUGUCUAUUGCUGUGUUACGAUGGCACUACUCUAGCAAAAAGAGGAAAUGUCCAACUCAAUUUAGCAUAGCGUUUUUCCAUCCUUACUGCAAUGCUGGUGGAGGUGGUGAACGUGUACUAUGGUGUGCUGUCAAUGCUGUUAGUACUGCAUAUCCUAAAGUAAAAAUUGUUAUCUACACUGGUGACUUGGAAGUAUCCCCAGUAGAAAUAAUUAAACGAGCAAAACAGAGAUUUAACAUUUCACUACCAAAUAAUUUAGAAUUUAUUUAUCUGCACAGAAGAAAAUGGGUAGAAGCUGAAAAUUACCCUUAUUUCACUCUUUUAGGACAAAGUCUUGGAUCUAUCAUCUUAGGUAUUGAAGCCUUACGUUUAUUUCAGCCGGAUAUAUACAUUGACACUAUGGGUUAUGCAUUUACAUUACCAUUGUUUUGUCUCAUUGGUAGUUGCAAAGUCAGUUGUUAUGUCCAUUAUCCAACUAUAAGUUCAGAUAUGAUAAAUAAAGUGAUUCAGCAAAAAGGAAAACGUAGAACAAUAUCUUAUAUUAAACUCGUUUAUUAUCAAUUAUUUGCAAAAUUAUACGGCUUAGUUGGAUGGUUUGCUGAUUCCAUCAUGGUUAAUAGUUCUUGGACUGAGGAUCAUAUCAAUACACUUUGGAAGAGACCCCUGAGCACUUACAAAGUAUAUCCUCCAUGUGAUACAUCUGACUUACAAUGUUUGCCAUUAGAAAGACAAAAAACCAAAUCUGUAAAAAUUAUAAGCUUAGCACAGUUUAGACCAGAAAAAGAUCACCCAUUACAACUCAAGGCCAUGUACCAUCUUAGACAAAUUGUAAAUGAGCAUGUAUGGGAAAAUAUCGAGCUUGUUUUUGUUGGUUCAACAAGAAAUCAAGAAGAUGAAAUGAGAGUUGUUGAUAUGAUGGAUUUAUGUAAACAUUUGUCGUUGGAGAAUAAUGUACGGUUUAAAGUAAAUAUCAGUUACGAUGAACUUAAAAAUGAACUAUCUGAAGGAUUGAUUGGCUUACACGCAAUGUGGAAUGAACAUUUUGGUAUUGGAGUUGUAGAAUGUAUGGCAGCAGGAUUAAUAAUGAUUGCUCAUCGUUCUGGUGGCCCUUUAAUGGAUAUAAUUAUAGAACAAGGUGCUGGACAAAAUGGAUUUUUAGCUUCAAAUGAAGUAGAAUACGCACAUGCUAUACACAAAGCAUUGUUGUUGUCAGAUACUCAAAAAUUGUCGUUACAAAAAGCUGCCAGAGGAUCAGUAAAUCGCUUUUCUAAUCAACAAUUUCAUGACAAUUUUUUGAGAGCAAUACAACCAUUGUUUAGUUUUAAAAAAUUUAAAUAGUUAACCUAUUAUUUUUAAAUAAAAGGUUUAAUGAUGACAUUUUGUUAUCCGUUUUAAUGAUAAUUCAUAUAGGUAGCACUUUUCAAAAAUAUUCUAUGAUGGUAUUAUAAAUUAAAAAGCGUAACAAUUGAUGUAUUAUAUGCAAUAUAUAUAUUAUAUAAUCAAUGCUAUAGCUAUAAUUAAACAAUAACAACUUGACUACUCAAAAGCGAAAAGCUAACGGGGUUUUUGAUUUUAAUUAGUUAACAUCAUUUUAUUGCAUAUUACAUUUAAAAAUUUUGUAGUUAUCGUUUUGAAAAAAAAAACUGUCAUAUCAGUUAAAAUAUGAUAAUAUUAAUUACAAAAUAUUACCUUACUAUACUAUAUCAUAUGUGUAUUGUGUAAUAACCUCGGAUGUAAAUACUAGUUUAUGGUAUCUAAAUCCGUGGUAACCGGUAAUCACUACUUAUUUACUAGUUUUUUUUUCAAAUAUUGUUGAGACUUAAUUAUAAAUUAUUUUUGGGUUGAUUAAUAAAUAUGUAUUAUUGUUAUUAUUAUAAUUAAUUCUAAGAAGUAUAGGAAGUUGAAACAUUUCUGUUAUUUUUCAUGUUGGCACAUUCUCAAUGUUUUCAAACUUUCUAUGUACUAUGUGUCCUAUAUGUGUACAUUUAUAUAAUUAUAUAUAUUGUAUUAUGUAUAUAAUAUAUUGUGUAUAAUUGUAAUUAUUUGAUACAAAUUAAUUAAAGUGGAAAAAUGUCUUGAUCUGUCGAUACU